AUGCCCAGCCGUCGUGUACCGCCCGAGAGGCGUAAGCGCACUGAGAUCAGUUGUGACAAAUGCAAGUCGCGAAAGCAGAAAUGCCACCGACCGCCAGAGGCACCUGAAGGCGUCGAGCAUGCACCAUGUCGGUACUGUCAGACCCAUGGCUUUGAGUGCGUAACGACGCAGCUGCGCAAGAAGCGCAUCUACGCCUCGGCUGAGGGAUUGGGCACGCGCAUCAGUCUGCUUGAGAGUCUGAUCAAGGGCUUGGUGCCGGAAGCAGACACGUCGAGCAUCGAGGGGAUGCGUGCCCUUGGAGCAUCUCUUGGGAUCCCUUUGCCACCGCCGGAAGAAUCGCCGUUACCACUGGACUCGGAAGAGAGCAUCGACCAAACAUCCCAGAGCCAGCAAGAGGACGUCCCCGUAUUACGCGAUCAACAAGGUCAAACACAGUACAUUGGCCCAGCGAGCAGUUAUGUCUUCCAGAUUAGGAUCCGAUCCCUGUUCGCCAUCGCCGGCGGUCAGCCUCAAGAUCAACAGGGGCAGUUUUUCUUGUUUGGAAGAAAUCCAACAGAAAAGGCCUGGGUCGGCGAAGUGAGCGACCUGAGCAGGGAGAUGAGCUCGGGAAAGAGUCCAAUGACUAUUGCCUCCGUGUCUUCGCCAGUGGUGGAGAAGAACAAUCUUACGGCGGGAACCGCGACGACGGCAUCCCCUGCAUCGACCAUGCACGAUGUAUUUGACGGACCCGUCCCAGAUACAUUGAUCGCGGCCUUUUUCGACCAAAUACACGCUGAUUUUCCAGUGCUUCACGAGGCAUCCUUCCGCGAGGAAUACGAACGGUUUUGCUCGGACCCCGCUUCUUUGACGACCGAUGCCGACCCGACAUGGAUCUGUAGCUUGCUAUGUGUUUUGAUUCUCGCUCGGCGGAUUGCGCCCAUCGACUCAUUCUCUCUGAAACAGGGCCAGGCUGCUGAGGAUCGAUGGUGGAGAAAGGUGCAAGCUUUGCUGCCGAGUGUCGUAUUCACCUCGAGUGUGUCGGCAGUGCAGGCCUUGCUGUUAGCUGCUCUGCACCUCAACAACACCAACCACAAGGAUUCGAGCUGGACAUUGACUGGAACGGCCGUCAGAAUAGCCAUCGCCGUCGGUCUUCACCGAGAGGCCAAGGCACCUCUACACACACCUCUAGCAAGAGAGUUGCGGAAACGUGUUUGGUGGACACUGUAUCAGUUUGAACUCAUGCAGGCCGCGUCUCUCGAUCGGCCCAGCGCUAUCGACGAUGCCGCGUGCUCGGCAGGAAACCCCCGGCAAGCCAUUCUUGAUAUGGGAUCAUCAGAUAGCAUGGCUUAUUCAAACCGCCUCCUGGUACUGCUAUCUCAAGCCUGCCGCGUCGUAAGAAGCAUAAACAACACGAGUGAGGUGGCCGACGAGUCUUACAGCGGCCCGUUGUCUCCGGCUGCCGCACUAAUCCGAGAUCUCCGGCGAUGGAAAGAGAGUUUACCAAGGCACUUAUGCUUGGAAGCAGUAAACGGGCAGCAGCCUUCAUCCCAAAGAUCCAUACUGCUACUUCACGUUCAGUACCACCACGUCCUUUGCGUACUGUCGAGGAAUGCCAUGCUCGGUGCCGCCAGCCGCAUCUUUUCUCCCGAACCAACAGCCAGCCCGCCUCUAUCGCAGGCUGGCACGACAACCCUGUCGGAUGUGUGUACCGAAGCCGCACAAGAAUCGAUACGAAUUUUAUUGAGACUGGACAGUAUCGGCUGUUUCGACACGGUAACGUGGUGGGAUUUCUACUUUCUAUACCAGGCCGCGCUGGUGUUGGUUCUCAACAUCAUUUGUGAAGCAAGGCAACAUGCUCUCUCCUCGUCGUAUAUUCCCCGUUGGUCCAUAACCUCCAGGGCACUGCUGGCCAAUUGCUCCGACUUCUCUGCCAAGAUCCUGGAGAAUCCUCUUGUACCGGGCACGACACGGCGGUACGCUGUUGUGAUACAGGAUCUUAAUGUCAUGAGCCGCAAUUUCUCUGGUGGGAACAUUCAACCUGGAAACGUGCCUCCCGCACAACAUGCCCAGCAACCUCAACCGGAGCCGUCGAAUCAUCCAGCCUAUGGCCAGCCGAUACCACCUCAGCAUCCGCAAAACAUGCCAGACAUGAGCCAAAUCAUGCCAGAACAGCAACAUGGCCUGCCGGGCAUGUACAUGUCACAAGGCCCAGCUGGUAUCCAGUUCACGCCUGAUUACUCGGGUAACUAUGGGUACCCGGAUCCAUCCUGGGGCUGGAGGGAAGGUCAAUGGAAUGACAUUGCAGCUAUGCUACUGAGCAACGAGUAUGGCCACGGCCAAGGGGGGAUGCAACAUUAA
This is a messenger RNA of Pestalotiopsis fici W106-1, 2337 nucleotides long. RefSeq lists its product as uncharacterized. The record is from RefSeq and is a predicted model, not a curated record. Lineage: Eukaryota; Fungi; Ascomycota; Sordariomycetes; Amphisphaeriales; Sporocadaceae. Gene Ontology annotation, molecular function: DNA-binding transcription factor activity, RNA polymerase II-specific; DNA binding; zinc ion binding. Gene Ontology annotation, biological process: regulation of DNA-templated transcription; DNA-templated transcription. The coding region runs from base 1 to 2337 and encodes 778 amino acids. The transcript has 2 exons.